Messenger RNA from Arachis ipaensis, 501 nucleotides. RefSeq lists its product as uncharacterized. Lineage: Eukaryota; Viridiplantae; Streptophyta; Magnoliopsida; Fabales; Fabaceae. The record is from RefSeq and is a predicted model, not a curated record.
AUGGCUGUUUCUCAAAGCUUGUUAGAAGGGAUUAUACUGAUAUUUGGGAAGAGGAUAAGUGCACACAAUAUUCUAGUGGUACAGGAGGUGGUUCACACCGUGCGUAAUAAGAAUCAAGGAAAAGGAAUCAUGGCUAUAAAGAUCGACCUGGAGAAGGCCUAUAACAGGCAGCUACUAAGCCAGGAGCUUGGAAUGACCCUGAAGACUAAUCUGGAAAAAUACUUAGGAGUAUCCUUGAUCACGCAGAAGUGGAGAUGCACUCUUAUCCAAUCGGUGUUAUCAACCAUUCCUAGUUACUACAUGCAGACUAUGAAGAUUCCUAUUGCGGUUUAUGUUAAAAUAGAUAAACUUUGUAGGGACUUCCUAUGGGGCAAUAGCGAAGAUGAUGAAAAGGUCCAUUUCUUAAGUUGGGAGAAAAUCUGUAAACCAAAGGAGGAGGGUGGAUUGUGGAUUCAAAAGGCACAGGAGACCAAUCAACUGUUUCUUAUGAAACUUGCUUAG